Messenger RNA from Danio aesculapii, 381 nucleotides. RefSeq lists its product as uncharacterized. The record is from RefSeq and is a predicted model, not a curated record. The transcript is spliced from 2 exons. Bases 1 to 372 code for a protein of 123 amino acids. Lineage: Eukaryota; Metazoa; Chordata; Actinopteri; Cypriniformes; Danionidae.
AUGAAAUCAGGAGGUUCUCUGUCACAGUGGCUGAACUCUGAUAUUUUCAUCGUGUUUGUGGUGUUGCUGUUGCUGCUGUUGCUGGUCAUCUUUGCAGUGUGCUGGCUUAUGAGACGACAAAACACACAGAGACCCCCAGAGAAAAUGGCUGAAAUAGAGAUUAUUCCAGUUAACAGUGCAGAUGCGGGCAACCAAUCCAGAUUUACCCUGAAGAUUGUGACAGAGCAGACACAUGCGACAGAGCUUGUGGAGAUGUUAACCCGAAGAGGUCACUGUGUUGAACCAAAUCCCCACAGUAAACCUUCUGUCUCAGCUGUUGCAGCAGACAAUGACAGCGAUCAAGAUUUCACAGAUGCAUUACAAAGCAUAUAAAUAUUUUUG